This is a messenger RNA of Penicillium soppii, 1008 nucleotides long. RefSeq names its product SEC14 family lipid-binding protein. The transcript has 3 exons. The coding region runs from base 1 to 1008 and encodes 335 amino acids. Lineage: Eukaryota; Fungi; Ascomycota; Eurotiomycetes; Eurotiales; Aspergillaceae. The record is from RefSeq and is a predicted model, not a curated record.
AUGGCGGCCACAGAGUCACAGUUGCCCACCGACCCCAAGUACGAUCAGUACGACUUUCCCACCACCGCUCCGGAGUCACAGCCUGGUCACCCUGGCCACACCACCCCGGAGCAGGAUGCAAAGGUUCACCAGCUCCGUGCCGAGCUGGAAAAGCUCGGCUACACCGAGCGUUUGGACACUCUGACUCUCCUACGCUUCCUGCGUGCCCGCAAGUUCGACAUCGAGGCUGCCAAGGCCAUGUUUACGAACAGCGAGAAAUGGCGCAAGGAAUUCGGCACCGAUGAUUUGGCAGCUAACUUCGAAUACCCGGAGAAGGAGAAGGUCUUCGAGUACUACCCUCAGUACUAUCACAAGACGGAUAAGGAUGGCCGUCCCGUCUAUAUCGAGAAGAUGGGCAAGAUCGAUCUGAACCAGAUGUACAAGAUUACCAACGCCGAUCGCAUGCUGAAGAACCUGGUGACUGAGUAUGAGAAGCUGGCCGACCCGCGCCUGCCUGCCUGCUCGCGCAAGGCCGGUAAGCUGCUCGAGACCUGCUGCACCAUCAUGGAUCUCAAGGGAGUUGGCAUCAGCAGCAUUUCCUCUGUUUACACAUAUGUCAAGCAGGCUUCAGAGAUCUCGCAAAACCACUACCCUGAGCGUCUCGGAAAGCUGUACCUGAUCAACGCCCCCUGGGGCUUCAGCACCGCCUUCAGCGCCAUCAAGGGUUUCCUCGAUCCCGUGACUGCUAGCAAGAUCAACAUCCUCGGCAGCGGAUAUCAGAAGGAGCUGCUGUCCCAGGUUCCCGCCGAGAACUUGCCCGUUGAGUUCGGCGGCAAGUGCACCUGCCCUGGUGGCUGUGAGCUCUCCGAUAUGGGCCCGUGGCAGGAGCCUGAAUGGACUCGUCCCCCUAAGUGGGCUACUAAGAAGGAGGCCACCAAGCAGGAUGCCGAGCCUGUUGUGCAGAACGAGGAGACCAGUUAUGAGAAGAAGGAUGUCGAGGGUCAGGAGGGUGUUCAGACCAGCGCUUAA